UUAGAUAAACCGCCGAUAAGGAAUUUUCUCCAAACAAGCCUCAAGAGAAGAGAAAAAAAGAACAGCCAGAAUCUCUCCAUACUCCCCCCACAGCAACGAUCAAGCAUCAACAUUUCCUUCCAUCCGUGCUGCUGGCAGUACCCCUCUCCACAUCUACAAUUUUUAACUCAUCUUGAUAUUCAUCAUGGCCCAGGGUCCGCUUAAGAAGGGAAAGCCCGGUGCUAAGCGGUAUGUUUUAUGUCUUUUUCUUUCUGUCUACCUUUGUGAUAUAAGAGAUAGAGUACCGGCUAACAUAUUUUUAUCUUAUAGUCCCGCUGCUCUCGGUCCCAGGAGAGGUCCUCAGACGAUUGCCCCCAAGAAGGCUGCCCUGAUCAAGCAGACGAAGAUGACCAAGGUGCGUCCCGCAACUUCCACUACCACACCCUCUUUUCCCAUCCAGAAAUACCGGUUACUGAUAGAUGGCUCUGUGCAGAAACUCACCGCGGGAAUGACGGCAAAGACGGAGCGCGCUCUUGCUUCCAAGGCGGGACAUUUGGAGUUGCUUGCUGGUGGCAAGAAGGAUAAGAAGGCGGCAGACAAGACUGGGAAGAAAUGAGCUGAGCAGAUGUCCAUUUUUGUCGAGUUGUAAUUGAUUUGUUUUUUUUGGCCCUGGGAGUACGGAUGAAUGGAUGGGUUUUUCAAUUUGCGUCCGUCCAUUCCGACCCAGUAAAAUAUAUACUAUACUAGAUACGAUUAAUGAAAGAUACCCUAUCUAACAUUAGAUGU
Molecule: messenger RNA, 765 nt
Organism: Aspergillus wentii DTO 134E9
Lineage: Eukaryota; Fungi; Ascomycota; Eurotiomycetes; Eurotiales; Aspergillaceae
Product: DUF2462 domain-containing protein
Exons: 1
Coding region: 185-595 (136 amino acids)
Source: RefSeq, a predicted model, not a curated record